GGUGAUUUUUGUGGCCCCAACGAAAAAAAUGCUACCCUUUGUUAGCAGAAGUGGAGAAAAAUAUUUUCUUCAUUAAGGUUAUCUUAAUCGAUCAGUCAUUUUCCAGUCGAUUAUUUAGUACUUAAUAGCCAAAGUACAAUUAGUUAAUUGUAUUUUUUUUUGACAGUUUAACUUCUCUAGCUGUUAGUUAGCAGGUUAGCUGCCCAGACAACAGCCGCAGCCUGGGAGAGGAUGUCUCUUCACGGUAAAAGAAAAGAAAUCUAUAAAUACGAAGCGCCAUGGACGGUUUAUGCCAUGAACUGGAGCGUCCGCCCGGACAAACGCUUUCGGCUGGCCCUGGGGAGCUUUGUGGAGGAAUACAACAACAAGGUUCAGCUGGUUGGUCUAGAAGAAGAGAGCUCAGAGUUUGUCUGCAGGAACACAUUUGAUCAUCCUUACCCAACCACCAAGAUCAUGUGGAUUCCAGACACCAAAGGAGUUUACCCGGACCUGUUAGCCACAAGCGGGGACUACCUGCGCAUAUGGAGGGUCAGUGACACAGAAACACGCCUCGAAUGUCUGCUGAACAACAACAAGAACUCAGACUUCUGUGCUCCCCUCACCUCCUUUGAUUGGAAUGAAGUUGAUCCCAAUCUGUUGGGAACAUCCAGCAUCGACACCACCUGUACCAUUUGGGGGUUAGAGACAGGUCAGGUGUUGGGACGAGUUAACUUGGUUUCUGGUCACGUGAAGACUCAGCUGAUUGCCCACGACAAAGAGGUUUACGACAUUGCUUUCAGCCGCGCAGGAGGAGGCCGAGACAUGUUCGCCUCUGUUGGCGCUGAUGGAUCCGUCCGCAUGUUUGACCUCCGACAUUUAGAGCACAGCACCAUCAUCUAUGAAGACCCUCAGCACCACCCGCUGCUUCGCCUCUGCUGGAACAAACAGGAUCCCAACUACCUGGCUACGAUGGCCAUGGAUGGGAUGGAGGUGGUGAUUCUGGACGUUCGUGUGCCAUGCACUCCUGUGGCCCGGCUCAACAACCAUCGCGCCUGCGUUAACGGGAUUGCCUGGGCUCCUCACUCCUCAUGUCACAUCUGCACCGCAGCCGACGACCAUCAGGCUCUGAUCUGGGACAUCCAGCAGAUGCCUCGCGCCAUCGAGGACCCCAUCCUGGCCUACACGGCUGAAGGCGAGAUCAACAACGUUCAGUGGGCCUCCACGCAGCCAGACUGGAUCGCUAUCUGCUACAACAACUGCCUGGAGAUCCUUCGUGUCUAAAGCCGUAGAAAACGAGUCUCACGUUUCACAUCUGAACUUUUCCCAGCCCUCGUCCUCCGGCUUUCAGGGCGAGGCCUCUUGUGAACUUUCUGGACUCGCCGGAGUAUCAUGAAGUUGGUUUACAUUUAUCUGCUCUUCUUAUAAACACAUUUAAGCUCUUAUUUAUUUUGCGCAGCAGCUGUAGGAAGUGUCAAUGUUUUUGUUGAGGUUUUUUAAUACACCUCAGCCAGCUGUAAGAUGAUCUGAGCCCUUUAGAUCUCAAGCAUUUCAUCUCUUUAGUUCGGGGUUGAUACAAACUGCUCUAGGUGGCAGAUAAUAAUAUGUAGGAUUAACUCGUAGCCUUCUUGUGGAUGCGUACCAUAUUAUUGGUGAAUCAAGCAUCUGUACAGUAUCUUAUAGUCUUGUUUACCUUAUGUGGGAGUUUAAGAUGUUAAAUGGUCAUCUUGGUUGAUGUGCUACAGACACUGAUGCAGUGGACACUUGGUCUACCAGAGCAAAGUUGGCUCCCUGGAUAUCCUAUUUGUUGAAGUUUAUUCUUAGAAAAUGUUGCGUUUUUCUUAAGUUAGAGGGGUUUGAAAUGAGUGACACAGCUUUCUGCUUCUCUCUUUUGUGUCUUCAGUCUCGUCCUUGUAGCAUGCCAUUGCAAGGCCAAAUGUACAUAUAUAUAAAUAUAUCAAACUCAAGAUGUUGGUAAGCCAAGUGUUCAUGUUGUAGUGUUUUUUUCAUAAAGUUUAAUAUUGAAUUUGCUCUAAUAAAUUGUAACCU
Molecule: messenger RNA, 2025 nt
Organism: Cyprinodon variegatus (sheepshead minnow)
Lineage: Eukaryota; Metazoa; Chordata; Actinopteri; Cyprinodontiformes; Cyprinodontidae
Gene: dcaf7
Product: DDB1 and CUL4 associated factor 7
Exons: 7
Coding region: 232-1260 (342 amino acids)
Cellular component (GO): nucleus
Molecular function (GO): protein binding
Source: RefSeq, a predicted model, not a curated record